AUGACUCUGAGCUCCGAGAUGUCGGAUGCCUCCAUCCUGUCCGAGGAGACCGACAUAGACGUGGUCGGCGAAGGAGAGGAUGGGGACAACCACACGCGCUCCUACGUGGACGAGGUGGCACAGAUGCACGAUGGCAUCCUCCUCGCCGGGUCCUCUCCUCCUCCGUGCCUGGACGGCUCCACCUCCUCGAGGGAUACCUACAAGCCGACGGGCAAGAACACCCUGGUGAAGCCCCCUUACUCCUACAUCGCCUUAAUCACCAUGGCCAUCCUGCAGAGCCCCAAGAAGAGGCUCACCCUCAGCGAGAUCUGCGACUUCAUCAGCAACCGCUUCCCCUACUACCGGGAGAAGUUCCCGGCGUGGCAGAACUCCAUCAGACACAACUUGUCUCUCAAUGACUGCUUCGUGAAGAUACCGAGGGAGCCCGGGAACCCUGGGAAAGGCAACUACUGGACCUUAGACCCGGAGUCCGCUGAUAUGUUUGACAACGGGAGUUUUCUGAGGCGUAGGAAACGCUUCAAGCGGCAGCAGGCGCAGGACUUACUGCGGGAGCACAACAGCUUUAUCCCGGCAGCUGCUGCCGCGUACGGGUAUGGACCGUACGGCUGCGGAGGAUACGGCAUCCAGCUCCAGUCCUACCACACACACUCUGCACUUUUUGCUUUCCAGCAGCAGCAGCAGCAGCAGCAGCACUCCAGGCAUUCACACUCACACACAGGGACCAUUAUACCCGCUCCAUCCUUGAUGCCCACCACCACGGACUUAGCCCGGACUAGAUUUUACCCGCAGCUGACACCCACCCUGGGCUCGGCGAGCGUGCAGGCUGCAGCCCAGGCGCAGAAAUCCAGCUCCCCGGUGCAGCGUUCCCCUUUCUCCAUAGAGAGUAUCAUCGGUGGGUCUCUGAGCCCGUCAAGGACUUCUCCCGUUGUUGUCCCGGUCUUACCGUCCUCUUUGGGGGCUCCAGCUGCCAACCACCAGCCUGGAGCGGUCUUGCACCCGGUUGAAAACUUUCCCAACAGAGUAGGGAGCGGCUCUGGCGGGUGUUAG
Molecule: messenger RNA, 1047 nt
Organism: Xyrichtys novacula (pearly razorfish)
Lineage: Eukaryota; Metazoa; Chordata; Actinopteri; Labriformes; Labridae
Source: the annotation of a GenBank genome assembly